GCAAACAAAAGCAUAUUUUUAAAAUAUUCCCCCUCUCUCUCCAUUAUUGAAAGAAAAAGGAAACCCUGUCCCCUUCUUCCAUUUAAUUCUAUUUUAUUAAAAACACCUCUUUACCUAAUUUCUCAUCCUCGCCAUCUAUAUAAACAUAUUAGAGGAGGCACCACCAUCAUCAUUUGGAAAAGGAAAGUGAGAUUAUUGAUUUUUUUUUGGAAGUUUGAAGAUAUGGCUGCAAUUGCUGUUGGAAUGAUUAAUGGUAGAUCGAUGAUUAAUCAGAGGAAAUUUUUGAAUAACACCAACUAUCAGAGGAAGAAGAAGAUGAAUAAGAUUUGUUGCUCUUCUUCCAGUUUAACCGAUCAGUACAAAACCUUAAGAAUUCAACCUGGUGCUAAUGAAACUGAUGUCAGGAAAGCUUUUAGACAACUUGCUUUGCAGUAUCACCCUGAUGUAUGCAAAGGAAACAAUUGUGGUGUCCAAUUCCACCAAAUCAAUGAAGCAUAUGAUACACUGAUGAGUUAUCUAAGAGGAGAAAUGAACGAGGAGAUGGAUUUGUCUCAACAGUACAAAUAUGUCGACGAAGAUGAUGAGAUGAGAGGAAUGUGUGAUUCUGAUUGGGACAUGUGGGAAGAAUGGAUGGGAUGGGAAGGAGCUGGAAUCCGUGAUUACUCAUCCCACAUUAACCCUUACAUCUAACUAAUUCAUCUCAUCUCAGCCCCCAGAUUUAGUGGCGCCAUGACAUGAAGAACAAAUUAUUGCUGUAAAUAGUCUUUUUUUUUUUUUUGUAAAAACCAACGGCGUCAGAAAUACAGAAUAAUUUCUGCUGCCAAAAUGUAAAUAGAUUUGGAUCUGAUGUUUAACUGCUCGAUAAACAGGAUGCCUAGAUUAAGACCAAACCAAUUAAGAUUUUCAAUUGUUUCUAGACAUGGUUUUAGGUGGUUUCUAGACAUGGUUUUAGACCACCUAAAGUCUAGGCAUGGUUUUAGAUUUGCGUGUAUUCAAAAUUUUGUUGUGAUCAAAGAAUUUGAGAAGUUUCGUCA
Papaver somniferum (opium poppy) is the source of this 1034-nucleotide messenger RNA. Its product is annotated as chaperone protein dnaJ 8, chloroplastic-like. The transcript has 3 exons. The record is from RefSeq and is a predicted model, not a curated record. Lineage: Eukaryota; Viridiplantae; Streptophyta; Magnoliopsida; Ranunculales; Papaveraceae. The coding region runs from base 223 to 690 and encodes 155 amino acids.